This is a messenger RNA of Leguminivora glycinivorella, 1039 nucleotides long. RefSeq names its product death domain-associated protein 6-like. Bases 62 to 1039 code for a protein of 325 amino acids. NCBI's taxonomy places the organism in Eukaryota, Metazoa, Arthropoda, Insecta, Lepidoptera, Tortricidae. The record is from RefSeq and is a predicted model, not a curated record. Gene Ontology annotation, molecular function: histone binding. The transcript has 6 exons.
GAUAAAGCCUUAUUAUAGACAGGCACCAAAAGAAUAUACAGAAUCGGAAGAAUUCCUUGACAUGGUAUCUAGUAAAAUAACAGCCAUGGAGGCUGCUCCUGAAAAGAUGUAUUUGUAUAUCAAAGACAUUGUAGAUGAACUGAAUUUACAAAGGAAGUAUAUGAAACAAGUGCCAGUGGAGGAACCCAGGUCUAAAGAUGUGGACAAAGACAGUUUUCUAUAUGGAAAAGAAAAUGAAUUGGAUCCCAACAAGCAGAGGCAGAUACGGAAAUUGGAGAAAACACUCAAGAAACUAAAUCGAGCCAUUCAGAAACUUGAGGCCCAAGAAGUAGAUUUUGAUGACGAAGAAGACUCUGUAUAUUUACUUACUGAAAAGUACAAAGAGAGAAUGGUACGAGUGCACGCAAAGUUCUGCCAACUGACAAAUACUAAGCUGCCUUCACAACCCCGGAUCGUGAUCGACCCCGAAAAUACCGUUACAUUUCCGGAUUUUCACGAUGUGUUGCGCUGUGUCAGGGAGGCCAAUGAGAUCGACAAGCUUGGCUGGAAUGAGGCCUUCAUAAUGGAAGAAGCUAGAGAUCUCUUUGUACGGUGCGGUAGAAAGCUACAAAGACGUAGACAAGAAAACGAAUGGCGAUUGGCUACCUCUAGAAUAACUGCCAACGUUGACCCGGCCGAGCAAAGUGAUGAACUUAAGAAGCAAUUGGAAGCUAAUCGCCGCCUGGCUAGUACGAAGGAAACCGAAGUAUUUGACAAAUUUGUGACAGACAAAAGUCAGCUGAAACUGGAGGCUGAAGAGAUCGACGAUAAAGACGCUGAAGAAUCUCCAGUAGAGAGUGAGGAGGAAGAUAACGAAGACGAUUCCUCUCUAGAAAGCAAACAGAGACGAAAAGACAGGCUAAGAAGGCUGCUACAAGAGCAAUCCAAGAAGAACAUUCCUAAUAAAAUUCAACCAGACGAUAACACAAAAACAGAAGAUGACCCUCUCACGCAAAAUGAAGAAUCAGAUGGAAAAAAAAGAAGAAAAAGAAGAAAUUGA